AGCUCAGGAGGAAGAUGAAAGAUAGCGUCACUGAAGAACAUCUAUAUUUGGGUUUUUCUCAUCAGUACAGAGAUAGUAUCUUUCCUCUUCAUACAUCCAUUUCACUGUUUUUGCUAUCCUACUGUGACUGCAAAUUAUUCAAAAUUUUCUUAGUGCCAACUGAUGAAAAUGUGGAUGAUCAUUCUGUGACCAAAAACCUCUCUGGCGAUCUUGAGGUCCAUUUAAUCUCCAGGUGUCAGCUUCCAGUGGUUGUGCAGAGCUGCUGUUUGCCUGCUGUUGUUGUGAAAGAUGGCAAGUUCUGCCGAGCUGGCCUUUCUGUUGUCUUAAGGCAUAUAAUACAGAAAACAUACGAGGCAGAUCCAUCCAGAAAGGAUGUUUUGGAACUCUUAGGCUUUAAGAAGACCUGCUUAAAAGCCUGUGCUGAAGUUAGCCAGUGGACCAGACUUUGUGAGAUCAGCAUACCCCUGGCUGUUGAAGGAUUUUUGACGGCAUCUCCUGAGCACUGUCAGACUAUUCCGCCUGACAUUUUACAGCUUGAAAGGAAGCUGGGAGAGCCUGUCCGAGUACAUAACGAUGACAAAAUUCGAAGGCAGAAACUUCAACAGCAGAAAGCAGAUGCUAAGGCUGCAGUGCCUGUACUUGGUAAAGAAGCAACAGAGGAAGGAAAAGCAGUGCAAAUGCAUGAACCUUCACUCCCAGGUUUGGAACUGAGCAUAGCUUUCUCCAAGCUGCUUGCCCAGGAAGUAUCAGAUGCAGUCAGCAGGGAAGCCCCUCACAUCAGAAGAACUAAAACGUCUGACCUUCCGCUUUUGGACCACGUUUUUGCAGAAGGGCUGUAUUUUACCUUGGCAGAUAUAGUGCUUUUGCCAUGCAUCCAUCACUUUCUAUUAGUUGUUUGCAGCAAAAACCGAGGCAAAAGUCUGGUAAAUUUGCCUCUGAUAUCCAGUUGGUAUCGAAGAGUUCAAGAAGUACCUGGAGUAAAGAAAGCUGCUGGCAAAUGCAAUAUGGAGCUUCUCCAGCUUCCAGAGUUGAUGUCUGCUCCAGGGGAACAGCUACAAGAGGUCUCUUCAGUUCCUGAUGAAUUAGAAGAGGAGAAUGAAGCCAGUCAUUUUAUAGGUGGUCCAAGGCCAACUAUGACUAAGUUAAUGGAAAAUGGUAUUGUAGCAGAGUUUUCUCCUCAUCCAUGCCCCAACUGGACCCUAGACUGGACCAAUCUACCAUCUGCAGUCAGUCCUGGAGAAG
Mesitornis unicolor (brown roatelo) is the source of this 1242-nucleotide messenger RNA. It is a transcript of the gene GSTCD, whose product is annotated as glutathione S-transferase, C-terminal domain containing. The annotation marks the transcript as partial. The record is from RefSeq and is a predicted model, not a curated record. The transcript has 5 exons. NCBI's taxonomy places the organism in Eukaryota, Metazoa, Chordata, Aves, Mesitornithiformes, Mesitornithidae.